GGAAGUGGAAGCUAGUAGUCCGUUUCAGCGUGUGUGAUACUUUCCUUUCAUCUUCUUCUUCUCUCUGCGAUAAAAGCAAAACCUAAAAUUUGGUUUAGGCAUAGGAAUCUGUUGUAGAGUUGAUCUACCUGGAAUGGAGGGAGCAUCGUGGAAUAGUAGUGUUUGUGUGGCACCGUUUCUGAGCAAGACCUACGACAUGGUUGAUGAUCCUUCCACCGACUUAGUGGUGUCGUGGGGCGAAAACAACAACUCCUUUGUUGUUUGGAACGUUCCCCAAUUCGCCACAGACAUCUUGCCCAAUCAUUUUAAGCACAACAACUUCUCCAGCUUCGUCAGACAGUUGAAUACUUAUGGUUUUAGAAAGGUUGACCCAGAUCGAUGGGAAUUUGCAAAUGAAGGAUUUUUAAGAGGUGAAAAACAACUUUUAAAAAGUAUCAGUAGGCGGAAAUCUGCUCAUGUAAAUGGUAGUCAACAAGCAUCUCAAGUGCAUAAAUCAGCUGCUGGAGCAUGUGUUGAAGUGGGGAAAUUUGGGCUUGAGGAAGAGGUGGAAAGACUGAAAAGGGAUAAGAAUGUUCUUAUGCAGGAACUUGUUAGGUUGAGACAGAAACAGCAAGGGACUGAUAACCAAUUGCAAAAUGUUGGGCAACGUGUGCAGUCAAUGGAGCAGCGUCAGCAGCAAAUGAUGUCAUUCCUGGCUAAGGCCAUGCAGAGCCCAGGCUUCUUAGCUCAAUUUGUUCAGCAGCAGAAUGAAAGUAGUAAACAUAUCCCUGGGAGCAAUAAAAAGAGGAGGCUCCAGCGACAAGAAGAAGAUAGUUUAGCCACCAAGGAUCUCCAUAGUUCUCUUGAUGGACACAUUGUCAAGUACCAGAGUUCCAUAAAUGAGGCUGCAAAAGCAUUAUUUCGCCAGAUAUUGCAAAUAAACAAUUCUACAACACAAUCAUCAAUUAAGAACCCUGAUGUUUUCCUUAUUGAUGAUAUUCCUUCUGCCAUUGCAUCAGAUAGCAGUAGUUCAUCCACUCAGGUUUCUAAUGUGAUGGUUCCACCUAUAUCUGAGCUGACGUCUAUGGAAGUAGGAUCACAGUUUCCUCUCAGUUGUAUGCCCAGUAACAUAUCUGAGGUGCAGUCUUCACCUGCUGUUUUGGGUUUCUGUAGAAGUCAGGGGAUGGAGACAGAAAGCAGUUUAUUGAAUCAUGAGCUGAAUGUUAUGGGGGCUGAUACUAGGAACAUGGGGGAGAUAGAUAUGAUGUCAACUGUUUUAGAUGAGGCAGACGAAGCUGAUCAUUUUUCACCUGACACAGAUGGAAUUUCUAAACUCCCAGAAAUCAGUGAUGAAUUCUGGGAACUGUUUUUAAGGCCAAGCCCACUUACAGAAGACACAGAGGAAACUAAAUGUAGCUCUCUAGGAUGUGGUUUGACUGAAGAUCAGGGUUUGCCUUCAGAAAUGGGAAAUAAGCAGGAAAAUUUUGAUACAAUACAACAUGUUGACUGUCUUACUCAACAGAUGGGACUUCAUGCAUUGGAGUACUGAUUGUGUGUAUAUAUGUUACUCACAACUGAAGGUUGAGGUCCCCUUUGCUACUGAGCAGACAAAGCCAUCUUACUUAUACAACAAAGAAACCUGACAGAUCCAACAACUUGAUCGGUGCUUUUAUCCGCUUGUAAUGUCGUCGUGUGUUCUGUUUGUCAUUGGGGGCUUAAAAACAUACAAGUUCACGAAACUUCAUAUAUCUCCAUGUAUUUUGAAUUUUAAUAACUAUGCCCCCGUUUCCAAUGCGAUGAUAUUUUUGUGGGGAUGUUCCGUAUAAUUGGAUCAUAACUCUUGAAUUGCUGUUGAAUAACUACUGUUUACUGAAGCUAAGUUUAACCUCC
Messenger RNA from Glycine soja, 1869 nucleotides. RefSeq names its product heat stress transcription factor A-1b-like. Gene Ontology annotation, biological process: regulation of transcription by RNA polymerase II. Gene Ontology annotation, cellular component: nucleus. Gene Ontology annotation, molecular function: RNA polymerase II cis-regulatory region sequence-specific DNA binding; DNA-binding transcription factor activity. The coding region runs from base 134 to 1528 and encodes 464 amino acids. Lineage: Eukaryota; Viridiplantae; Streptophyta; Magnoliopsida; Fabales; Fabaceae. The record is from RefSeq and is a predicted model, not a curated record. The transcript is spliced from 3 exons.